CGGCAAGUAUUACAUUGCAUGGGCAAUAUAACCAUAUCAGAUGGUGUCAAAUUUCGUACAACGCAAGGAAAAUACAAGUUAAAUAAGUGGCUUUUUAUAGAGAGCCUUUGCGAUAUUUGGCUUAUUUAAGAGUUUAAAAAUAAUCAUAACAUUGGAAAUUAAAAUUAAGGAAGUCAUGGCUGGAAAAAUUUGCUCUUAUUUUAGUUCUUUAUUUUUUAUCGUGUGCCUACUGAUAGAUAUAGAUGUGAAGCAAUCAGAAAGUCAGCUGAUAUAUAAUACCCAAUCCGAUAAAGAAAACUGUGAUUUACGAGAGAGAAUGAGGAAAGUCGAAGAAGAAAACAUUCGACUACGGCAGGUUAAUCAACUGAAUCGAAUCGGAAUCGUUGUGAGCUUCUCAGUCACAGCAGAGAAUGAUGAAAAACUAACAAUCAAGGGACCAAACGAGAUCAUUGUUUUCAAGAAUGUUUUGAGUAAUGUUGGAGACGGAUAUAACCCUACUACAGGAAUAUUUACAGCGCCUGUGACUGGAAAUUACGUCUUUUUCUUCGCGGUGGAAGUGCCAAAAAAUACGUAUUUCAGUAUAAAUUUGUUUGUCAAUAAUAAUUUUGUUGCAGAGGCCUUGGCAGGAAAAAUUGGGGAUUCCUUUAAUACAGGUAGCAAUAUGGUAAGCCUGUUAGUGCGAAAAAAUGAUCGUGUAUGUAUCAAGUCACAUCCAGUUAAAUCCAGAACAAUGGAUAUUCGAUACACGGCCAAUAGUUUCUCUGGUUUCUUACUUUCCUUGGCCUAGGAAACUUUUGAAAUACGGACAACCGAAGUUUUUUUCCAAAUAUU
Messenger RNA from Saccostrea echinata, 831 nucleotides. Its product is annotated as complement C1q-like protein 3. NCBI's taxonomy places the organism in Eukaryota, Metazoa, Mollusca, Bivalvia, Ostreida, Ostreidae. The transcript has 2 exons. Gene Ontology annotation, molecular function: protein binding. The coding region runs from base 176 to 787 and encodes 203 amino acids. The record is from RefSeq and is a predicted model, not a curated record.